This is a messenger RNA of Argiope bruennichi, 1710 nucleotides long. RefSeq lists its product as uncharacterized. The coding region runs from base 27 to 1472 and encodes 481 amino acids. The record is from RefSeq and is a predicted model, not a curated record. The transcript has 3 exons. Lineage: Eukaryota; Metazoa; Arthropoda; Arachnida; Araneae; Araneidae.
CUGCGAAAUAACUUAGUAAGAAAACAAUGAAUAUGCAAGGAACUGUUUUAAACAUCCCUAAAGCGCUCAGAUCUACGACACAAAUUCGACGGAGGGGUUACCAGCAAAUCGAUGGCCCCCUGGAAAUGUCUGCCUUUACUACAGUUUUGAUUUUCAUAAUCGUGUUUAUCAUUCUAACUGCUUUGACACUUCUUGGUUCUGGAUAUACUACAGCAGGUAUUUCAGUACUAGGCUCGAUUUUUGCGAGCUGUUGUUUUUAUCGCAUUUUUGACUGCUUGGGCUGUAGCAGAUAUUUUGCCUACUUGGGAAGAAUCUGCUGCUGCUGUUGCUGCAGAGCUUCUGAACCACAGACUUCAGAGCCAUCAACGUUAGAAUCAAGUUGGAUGCCAUCGACUCCAGGACCAUCGUCUCAACAGCAUCCGAUUCCAGGACCAUCAACGUUGGAAUCAAGUUGGAUGCCAUCGACUCCAGGACCAUCGCCUCAACAGCAUCCGAUUCCAGGGCCAUCAACGUUAGAAUCAAGUUGGAUGCCAUCGACUCCAGGACCAUCGUCUCAACAGCAUCCGAUUCCAGGGCCAUCAACGUUGGAAUCAAGUUGGAUGCCAUCGACUCCAGGACCAUCGCCUCAACAGCAUCCGAUUCCAGGGUCAUCAACGUUGGAAUCAAGUUGGAUGCCAUCGACUCCAGGACCAUCGUCUCAACAGCAUCCGAUUCCAGGACCAUCAACGUUGGAAUCAAGUUGGAUGCCAUCGACUCCAGGACCAUCGCCUCAACAGCAUCCGAUUCCAGGGCCAUCAACGUUAGAAUCAAGUUGGAUGCCAUCGACUCCAGGACCAUCGUCUCAACAGCAUCCGAUUCCAGGGCCAUCAACGUUGGAAUCAAGUUGGAUGCCAUCGACUCCAGGACCAUCGCCUCAACAGCAUCCGAUUCCAGGGUCAUCAACGUUGGAAUCAAGUUGGAUGCCAUCGACUCCAGGACCAUCGCCUCAACAGCAUCCGAUUCCAGGGCCAUCAACGUUGGAAUCAAGUUGGAUGCCAUCGACUCCAGGACCAUCGUCUCAACAGCAUCCGAUUCCAGGGCCAUCAACUUUAGAAUCCAAGCCUAUGCCCUCACCUCCAGACUUAUUUACGUUUCAGCAUUCGCUUCCAGAACCAUCAACGUUAGAAUCUAGUUCGAUGCCAUCAACGGUGCCACCAACUCGUAAGCCUACAGUUGCAAAACCACUAACUGUAGAAUCAAGGUCACUGCCCUCGUCUCGAACGCAUCUGGCUGCAGAACUACCAACUGUAAAAUUAGGGUCGAUGCCUUCAUUGCAAAUGCAUCUAGUUGCAGAAUCACAAACUGUUUAUUCCAAGUCAAUGCCAUCUCGAAUGCAUCCGGCUACAGGACCACUAACUGUAAAAUCCAUGUCAAUGCCAUCAUCUCCAAAGCUACCUACUCUGCAGCAUGUGGCUCCAGCAUCGGUUCCAUAGCCACUGUAGAAUUCAGAUUGAUGCCAUUACCUCUAGAGCCACUGAUUCUGCUACUUGCGGUCAUACAAAUUCUUCUUUGAGACGACAACCAAUGUUUCAAGUUCUAUCAUUGGGCGAUACUUUUAUGUUGACUUUUUACUGUUUUAUUGUAUAGCACUAUUUUAAACUGACUUAAUCAUUUAUGGAAUAAAAAUUGCUAAAAUAUUUUAAGCAAGUUCUUUUGCUAUCAGUUUAAUAC